Molecule: messenger RNA, 2715 nt
Organism: Suillus clintonianus
Lineage: Eukaryota; Fungi; Basidiomycota; Agaricomycetes; Boletales; Suillaceae
Exons: 11
Coding region: 1-2715 (904 amino acids)
Biological process (GO): double-strand break repair via homologous recombination; mitotic G2 DNA damage checkpoint signaling
Cellular component (GO): Mre11 complex
Molecular function (GO): damaged DNA binding
Source: RefSeq, a predicted model, not a curated record
AUGUGGCUCAUCACCGGUCCAUUUGAUAGUGUUGAACAGGGGGAUACGACAACAACCAAGACAAAGCUACUUAAGCCUGGCAAAAAUUAUGGGCUCGGUCGUAAAGAACAACCGCUGGUAGUGAAUAGCAAAAAGAUUUCUCGGGAUGCUUGCGAAUUCAAAGUGGGCCCAUACACGCCAGAUAACAUGGUCGAUCCAUCAUACGUUCCCGCACUUGAAAUAGUCAAUAACAAGGGCAAGAGCCUCAUGAUUAAGCGACAGAGAGGGGACGACGUGGUCUGCAAUCCGUCAGCCUCUACUACUCUUGAAGAUGGAGACCACAUUACUGUCGUUGUUGGCAUCGUGCUGGUAGUACGAUGGCAACGAAUAGCAUGUUUUGUCCCUCCAAUAAGAGGCAUGCCCUUGUUUUCUUCUGAAGACUGCGCUUCAAUCGGUAUUAGCACGCAUGCUUCAGCGCACGAGCUUCUCACACAUCACAUCACACCAAAGUAUGAAGUGACAACCCCAGCUAUGACCUCUUUGCUCUGCGCUGCUCAACUUACCAAACCAGAGUGGUUGCAAGAACUUGUGCAGCUUGGCAGUACUCCCACAGAGAACGAUUCUUUCGGUUUGACAGCCCUCGAAAAGUCUUUUGUCCCGCCCCUUGAGAGCAAGUACCGUCCCGCAUUUGGACCCGCCCUCCCUCCUGCGCUCAAGAGCUUCAAGCAUUGGGAGCCCAAUGAAGAAAGGUUGAACUUACUGAGGAGCUUCCGCUUCAUUCUUCCUGCAGAGGACGGGGAAGUUGAUGCAGAACUGAGGGACCUGGUCGUAAGGGGUGGCGCGGAAUAUGAAGGAUUCAAUCUGAAGGCGGGGCUCGCAAAGUGGAGGCAGGUGAUUGCUAAGGGAAAGAGGAAAGUCGAAGAACUGAGAGGUGCAGGGAAGGGGCUUGUCGUACUGGCGAAGGAUAGUGUAAUACAGAGGGCUGUUGAAGAUGAGAAAUGGAAAGAAAUGGUUGCAGAUGCUGAAAGCCUGAGCGCACAUGUCGUUCGACUGGAGACAGUUCUUGAGGCUGUCGUUCACGUCGAUGCGUCUCGCAUCGCAUCCUCCGGAAGCAGUUCACAAGAAUCGCCAAGCGACUCUUCUCCUUUGCCUUCUUUUGUUCCCAAUACACACCCCGACGAGCCAUCUUUCCCAGAAGGCUCAGACAAGAAAAUUUUCACAGAUAAAAGCCAACGCGCGGUCUCCCCCGGAAGCGGAAGACAGGAUUCUGUUAUGCGCUCGCCUUCACCUCCCGCCGUUCCUGAGCCUCCGCCGACACAGCCGAAGCGAAAGCCUCUGGUGCGGCGAUUACCUCUUAUACUGCCAGUUGAGACAAACGAGGGAUCUGUGAUGAAUUUCGGCAAGCUCGAGUCAGAUGUUGACAAAGCCAUUCCUGAAUCUACGCAAGCGCCUAAACCACCGUCUGGCAGUCGCCCGCGUUUGAAGCGCCGAUUAGGAUUGCCUGGAAUGCCGGGAGCUCCGCCUCCCGAGAUCGAGAUGCCUGUUGUGACCAUUGAUGUCGACGAUGCAGUUGAGGAAGAACCCCCGCACAAGAAGUUCAAGGCUUUAUUCGAGGCAAGUGACCCAGACAAGAUGGUCGUCGAGGGCUCGCAGACUUUUGAAGCAGCCUACGACAAUGCGGUGGGCACCCAAAAUGAGAGCGUUACACAAACAGGGCAGACCCCUGGCUUCGCACCGCCAAAGCGAUUACCGGUUGUAGCAGAGGAAGAAGAGAGCUUGAGCGGGCCCUCACAGCGCGCCAGGUCCGUCGCAUUUGAGGUACCACUCCCCGUAGAGGAGGAUACAGGACCGUCAUCCCAGAUACCAGCCACCCAAACUAGGGCAAGAUCAAAGGCACCUCCAUCUCGUCAGCCGUCAGAACAACCUCGGGCGACAGCAAAGUCCAAGAAAGCCACUGACAGCGGCAAGCACAAGGUCGACAAGGACGAGGCUUUCCUCACUGCCGUUGCUUCGACGAAGCGCGGGAAGAAGACCGAGGAUGAAUUUGAUCGCGAGUUCAAUAAGCUGCGGAUAUCGAAACCGGAUUUGCAGCGCGAAGAGCAGGUACAGAUGUGGACAGAUAUGGGGGACUUUGACCUCCCGAACAUCAGAGGAAACUUUAUGGUCGUUAUGGAUCUGGAUGUGUUCAGGAAUUCAAACAGCCGCCGCGAGGCGGUUACGAAUGACACUCGUGACGCUGCUUUCGGGAACCGACCGAAUUUCAAGAAAUUUAAGAAGAAAAUCGAUGGAUUUUCUCGUGCACCGAUCGAACUUGUGGUUGAAGAGGAAAAUGACUACGGUAUGGGUGCAGGCUACUGGAAAGACACCACUACAGCCAAAGACUACACCAAGGACUCGCAGGUGACUGACAAUGGGACUCAGCGAAGCAAAGGCAAGCGUCGUGCGUUGGCUAUCGACUCUGACGAGGAGGGCACACAGUCACAAACCCUUGAAUCUGUCAAACAGCCCGUUCGCAAGCCAGCGCGUACAAAGGACACAAAGAAGUUGUUCUUAAACUCUGAUGAUGACGAUGCCAAAGACGAUGCAGGCCUUGAGUCCUCCAACGAACAACCUCCGGUGCCUUCUACGCCUGCUGCCCGUGCUCGUGCCAGUAAACGCAGACGUGUGGUUGCUGAUGACGAUUCUGACGAUGGUGUUACUUUCAAGGGCUUCGGCAAGAAAAGAAGAACGAAAUAG